Aureococcus anophagefferens is the source of this 1320-nucleotide messenger RNA. RefSeq lists its product as hypothetical. The coding region runs from base 1 to 1320 and encodes 439 amino acids. The record is from RefSeq and is a predicted model, not a curated record. Lineage: Eukaryota; Pelagophyceae; Pelagomonadales; Pelagomonadaceae. The transcript is spliced from 3 exons.
AUGCAGGGCAAGAUCCCCAUGCCGACGGCGGCCAUGGGCAAGACCAAGGCCAUGAAUCCCGCGCUGCUGGACAAGUUCCUGGACUCGUACCAGCCGCAGUACGGCAGCGGCAGCGUGGGCCUGUCGAGCGCCGGGUCGCGCGCGUUGAGCGCCGGCCGGGGCCAGAGCCUCUACGACCCGGCGCGGUCCUGGGACGGGUUGAGCGUGGACCCGCGGCCCUUCAGCCGGCUCGACACGAAGCCUUUGCCGGGCUGCGGCAAGCACGCCUUAUCGGCGGGCAUGGCGGGCCACCGCGUCGUCGAGCUCGGCCCGUCGCCCGAGGGCGGCGCGCUCUGCUUCGGCCCGUCGCAGUACACGGGCACGAUCCCGCUCACGGAGACCCAGGAGUCCUGCGCGCGGAUGCCGGGCGCCGGCGACGCGGCCGUCGUCGAGGUGUCGCGCUUCGACAACAACCACGUCGUCCCCGCGGAGGUGCGGCUCGUCGCGACGCCGGCCUGCGUGCCCAAGGUCUUCGCCGCGGGCAUCGCCGACGACCUCGGCGGCGCGCUCGUGGCCCCGCGGGAGCGGGUCGAGGCUUUGAACUUCGAGGUGAAGCAGCAGCGCGCGGCGAAGGUGCUCCGCCGCGCGGAGAUGCAGGCGCGGCGGCUGACGCAGUACAUGCGCGCGCACCACCCCAACGGCGUGCUGGGCGUCGACAGCACGGCGAACCGCAAGUCCGCCGUCUACGGCGCGCACGCCGCGGAGAUGCAGGACCUCGCGAGCUACCGGACGCACCACGCGGACCGGCGGCGCGGCAACCUGUCGAACAUCCUCGUCGGUGAGCAGCGCCACGGCUACGACCCCUUCGCCCACGACCCGACGCCGCGCUCCGACAUCUACUUCAUGCAGCAGAAGGCCUGCCACCCGCCCUACGCGGGGCGGGAAAAGAGAGCGGAAUUCCCGACUUCAAAGGCUCCCAUCUCGGCCGUUUUCCACUCGCCCUACGCGGACACGAACGCGCGCAUCUUCAUGAAGCGCGACCACGCGGUCAACAAGGACCGGCGCCAGCACCUCCGCGACAUGGACAUCUUCGGCAAGUCCUACGACGUCGUCACCCACGCCAAGGUCGAACAGUUCCCGUCCUCCGUGACGGAGCGCACGAACAAGAUCCUCGCGCACCCGAGCCAGCAGUCCGAGGAGCGCGGCCGCAACACCCAGGGCUCCCUCGGCGGCACGCCCUGCCUCCUCGGGACCGUGCAGUUCGCGGCGGCGCGGCGGACGCGGCGCGUGAAGGACCGGCGGUCCCUCGCGCGGGAACCGUGGCGGAAGUGGGCGCUGUAG